UCAGAAACUAUUUAUAUUUUCUAAGCUUUUGUUAUGGUUGAGAUAUCUUAGGAAUUAAUUUGCACUUUAUUUUUUACUUCAAGCAAAGCAUACAAAAUGAGUGUUUCAGUGCAAAGUCCGUCUGCGGAUUCGUCUGGAAAUUCGACACAGUUGGAAAGAUUUGAAGAUAUGGCUGUUUUAAAUGUGAAAAAAUAUGUUAAAGAUUUACUGCGCUCUCGCAUUUUCUUAGGCCGCUAUCUUGAAAGAAGACUUGUAGAUCAACGAAUUGGUUAUCGGGAUGUGGUUCUUAUAAGUGCCGCUGAAGCAGAAAUCAAAAGGGAUAUGAUUGAUGCUCUUCAAAAACUUCGUUCUGUGUAUCCAUUGUUACAUUGGAUUGGUAUAACGGAUUCAAACGCUAUAAGUGUUAAUGUAUCACCUAGCCUUUGUUUGUGGACAGAAAUUGAUAAUCAACCAUUCGGCCCAUUCUGGUUUCAAGUAAAAAGUAUCAAGUUCAGAGUUGAUGAAAUAUUAAUAACAUUAAAUUGCAUAAGGCCUAUAACAGACUCAUAUUUAGAAUUGGAACCAAUACUAACAGGAGCUACUAAAAAGCCUAAGAAUAAUGUAAGCCAAGUUAAAGAAGUUAAGGCAAAUUUAAAUGAAAGUUUUAGUGAAAUUAAAGAAACAUUAAAAAGUGCAUUAACAAUAAGAAACGCAAAAGAGUUUGUCACAUUUGUUUUUGCAUUUGUUAUUGCUAUAUUCACAGGCAGUACAGCAUUUGUUAAUUUCCUCGGUAAUUUUAUUUUAGCUUUAUUGAGGGAAAUAUCUAUAUUAAUUAAAAACUCUACACCUAUGCUGUUAGGUUUUCUAGAUUUUCUUAGUAAAAUUGUUGGUGGGUUUUAUAUUUUAUUAGCUAUGCUUUUUAAAUCAAACACUCCUCAUCCUCAGAAUAAAAGAAGUUUGACUUACUACAAUAGAAUGGAUAAUAGUAGAGAAUUUGACUAAAUAAUACUGACAAGAUCUCACAGAUAUUACAUUAAUACAGUAUCUGUAACAUAUUCCCUUGAGCAUUUAACAGCUUUUUAUUGUUUUUUAUCUCUGUAUAAUGAUAUUUUAGAGGAAAAAGGAGCUGUAUAGCUCCUAUAAAUUAGUGAUG
Molecule: messenger RNA, 1132 nt
Organism: Pieris napi
Lineage: Eukaryota; Metazoa; Arthropoda; Insecta; Lepidoptera; Pieridae
Exons: 1
Coding region: 97-981 (294 amino acids)
Source: RefSeq, a predicted model, not a curated record